Molecule: messenger RNA, 1506 nt
Organism: Cadophora gregata
Lineage: Eukaryota; Fungi; Ascomycota; Leotiomycetes; Helotiales; Ploettnerulaceae
Exons: 8
Coding region: 1-1506 (501 amino acids)
Cellular component (GO): nucleus
Molecular function (GO): RNA binding
Source: RefSeq, a predicted model, not a curated record
AUGGACGACACAGAGAGAAGAUCGGCCAAGCGCUCGCGCUUCGAUCAGGAACCCGAGCAUAAGAGACCUUCCAGAUUCGACAGACGCUCCCGCUCUCCUCCCGCUGUGAAGCCCGAGUCCAGACGCAGCAGAAGUCCUCUUGGAAGAGCUUCAGGUAGUCCAGCGCCCGAGUCCAAGAAGCCCUCUGCGGACCCAGCGGCUGCUGCAGCUGCUGCUGCUGCGAAAAUCAACGCCCAGAUUCAAGCCAAGAAGGGUAUCCAACAUGUCGAUGUUCCUCCGAUUCAAUCUACCUUGACUCCAACCCCAAAGUCGGCAUCUCCAGCUGCUUCUGGAUCAGGCAACAGCGCGGCCCUGGUCAACGGUGAGAUGUACAUUGCAGACGGCGAUUACAUACGCGAUAUCGAGGUCAAUGACCUGCGCAACCGCUAUACACUGACCAAAGGUUCUACACAAAAGAUGAUCAAAGAAGAGACCGGAGCCGAUGUCACUACGCGUGGAAAUUACUACCCGGACAAGAGCAUGGCAACGGCCGCUAACCCACCGCUUUACCUCCACGUCACGAGCACAUCUAAGCAAGGUCUCGAGCAGGCUGUGGCGAAGAUUGAAGAACUAAUGCAACAGGAGCUACCAAACUUAGUUGAUGAGCGCCGCUUCAGACGUAGAGAGCCCGAGCAAGUCGAGAGAGAUGAAUUUGGCAGACGCAAAUGGCCUGAGGAGAAGAUUCCUAUUGACUUUGAACCCAUUCCUGGCUUCAACCUUCGUGCUCAAGUUGUUGGUCAUGGUGGUAUUUAUGUCAAGCAUAUCCAACAGGAGACCCGGUGUCGUGUACAGAUCAAGGGACGUGGUUCUGGUUUCAUGGAGCACGGAACUGGUGCCGAGAGUGAUGAGCCCAUGUAUCUGCACGUAGCAGGCCCCGAUCCCAAUGAAGUCCAAAAGGCAAAGGAGCUUUGUGAAGACUUGCUGAAGAACGUUAGAGAGCAGUAUGAAGAGUUCAAGAGCCGGCCUCAACAGCAGCGUAGCUACGGCGGUAACACUGGGUACGGAGGCGAGCGAGGCUACGGAGAUCGUGCUCCUGAUCGAUCCAACUCUUACGGCGGACGAGAGAAUUCCUAUGGCGGUCGUGAUAACGGCGGCGGCUAUGGAGGUGGUUACAACAACUCACCUGCACCAAACUCAGGUGGUGCUAUGAGUCCAACUACCCCUUCUGCACCUGGUGCUGGAAGUCCAACCGCAGCAGCUGACUACGCAGCCCAAUAUGCUCAAUACUACGCAGCUCAAGGUCAAGCAGGUCAGGACCCAUAUGCAGCUUAUGGUGGAUAUGCCGCAUAUGUACAGUAUUAUCAGGCCUACAUGGCUCAAGUCGCUGCAGCUCAGCAACAGCAAAGCCCACCUGGUGCUCCUGGCUCUGCUCCUCCACCACCACCUUCUGAGGCACCCCCACCACCCCCUCCUGGUGGCGCUCCUGGAAGUGGAUAUAAUGCUGUUCCUCCCCCACCUGGAAUUUAA